Cylicostephanus goldi is the source of this 1104-nucleotide messenger RNA. Lineage: Eukaryota; Metazoa; Nematoda; Chromadorea; Rhabditida; Strongylidae. The record is from the annotation of a GenBank genome assembly.
AUGAAGGGACAGCUUGAUCCGGUCAUAGCUUCUCAACUAGACAGUAUCGUCGAGGUUCAGCAACUUGGCAGUGGGAAUGGUAGCGCAUCGCUCAACAUUCUAGCUGAUGGAAAGCAGUAUGAGAAAGGGGAGCUGAAGAGUUUAUUGGCUGCGCUGAAUGCUGGAGCCGGAGCCGCUGGCGGAAAAUUGGUACCUCCCACUUCAAAAUCUCGCAUGCCUCCAUCUAGUUGGCACACAUUCGCCCGGAUUGCUCCUUCAGUGCGUGGAGUGGUGUUAGCGCCUUUCAGGAAUCACUAUAUCUACCGGCGCAUAAAUUCCGUAUUGGAUCGUGCACAGUGGACACCUUCACAAAGAUCGGCCGCUAUUACUGAAAUAACGAUUGCAGCGACUGCUAUGCUCCGUGUGGCAGCAGAACACGUUGGUCUUGAACCAGCUCUGAGUAAAACUUUGGAAGUCGAUAAGGAGUUUAUCUCCUCACUUGUUGAAUGUUUCAUCGAUGAACCUAAUUGGUUUGAAUGUGAUUUUUUCAACAAACUGAACGAAAAUCGAUUCAAGCCUUCGCAGGGUACUUUAUAUAUAUUUUUGGCUGCUGUUGGCAGUGUGUUCUACACUGGAAAGUCUACUUAUGUGUCUGCUAAUUAUCGUAAUCCUGUGCGGUUUUUUGUUGAAUGGCUGACGACGUACGCAGCAGGGUCUAUCUCGCACACCAGCAACGUUAAAGAUGAAAAAACAUGUGACGAUCUGGGAAAGGGCCAGAAUGUCUAUGUGUAUACAUGGCAAGCUGAUCCUAAAACUGGUGCUCACUACUGUUAUCGCACGUCCAUGUCCACAACCAAAGUCAGCUCUCCAGCUUUCAGAAUAGAAGGCUAUGAUUUUUCCAACACCACGUACUCCACUUGGACAGAGUCGGUGUACGGUAUCGAUCAUUUGCGGCUUUACCUCGUUGAGCAAGAAUCUUUCGAGAAUGUGAUGCUUUGCUUGGGAGUGAUUGUAGCCCUAAUCUCGUUCUUGGUACGUUAUUGCACAGUCGUUGGUCGAUGCAGUGAAGAAUCGUUCAUUAUAGACGAAGGCGAGCGUCUUGCGGAAGAGGGUGAACCUUUAUAA